This is a messenger RNA of Suillus subalutaceus, 1656 nucleotides long. RefSeq lists its product as uncharacterized. The record is from RefSeq and is a predicted model, not a curated record. Lineage: Eukaryota; Fungi; Basidiomycota; Agaricomycetes; Boletales; Suillaceae. Bases 1 to 1656 code for a protein of 551 amino acids. The transcript has 10 exons.
AUGAUUCCUGGCCAGCUGGGUUGGUUCAUGUGUGAAGCAUGUUUCGUGGGAUACCAGCGGAAGAUUUCAUCGUCUGUCCAACCUUCAGAUUGUACCCAUUAUUACUCUCAUGGUGUCCAAAAGUGUUCCAGAUCAAUCUCCAUAUCCUCUGAAUCCUCAGUCUCCUCCAAUAGCGACAGUAGCUCUCCAAGUUCUUCCGAAGGUUCUCAUACUCCUCCCCCAAGAAAGCAAGUCAAAAAACAUGCCCACUCAAGCAGCAGUAAGAUGGCUUCAAAAUCAAAGACAGCCAAGAAAUCUAAGGAAGGCAAGGAAGAUCCCCAUGAGGAGUACCUGGUGGCUGCACGUGGAAUCGCACGCUGUGUUGACUGUUUUUGCAAGGUCGACAAGCUCAUCAAGAUUGGAUGUCUACUUCAACAAGAGGAAGCCGCAGCGAAGGGAGAGCUUGAUGAAUCCAAGGCCGAGAAACAGACCCGCAAGAAGAGACUGUCUGCCAUCAUGUGGACACUCAUUAACAAUCACACCGAAGCCAGGGAGCUGACUAAAGUCACCCAGAAGGUGAAUACAGUUAUCAGUGCGACACGAUCAGAUGAUGCGGCUUGUUUGAAGUCACAGAUUGGACACUAUGCGGCACCAAUUCCGUCAGAUGGUGGUUUAAAACCUGCUAUCUACAACGGUAAUCCCUCCAGAUCACAUUUGGGUGUGAAUCACCCUGUUUUAGCGUCCUUUCUUUUUCCUGUUUCGCAUCUUGCAAAAUUUAACAGAGACCCAGCUAAUGUGUUCUCACUGAGAUUCGCAUUCCUCAGGGGCCAGAAGAAACUUGCCAGUGGAGGAAUUUGCAUGACUGCAAAUGACUUCCCCGCAUUCCUUUGGUCUGGGAAACCCCCUGGAUGUGACUACGACGAUGACACUAUGAUAGACAGCCUCCUCCAGGGCUAUCUCAUCGAACGUCUAGGUCAAGACUCAUGGGUGACACAAACUUGUAAUGCUGCACUACACGACAUGACAACUGUCGAAGCAGAGCAUAUUGCUUAUGCGGCAUGUUUUGGAAUCGGCAUGCAGAAUAAAUGGUUGGACAUCGACAGCAACUUCAAAUACCUGGAGUUUUACCACAACAUAAUCAACUUCAUUUGUGACUGUGAAGAUACAGAUUGGGUGGGGGUACUAAAGAAGUGGUGGAACAUGACACUCUUCAAGAACAAGGCCGGCCAAGAAGAGGAGCAAUGUGUUCCAAGAGCUGCCAGGGGAACAUUGUACAGGAGGAGCUCUGUGGUCCCCCCAAUCUCUACCUGGAAAGGAGAGAUGAAGGCUUAUCUUCGCACCAAGGGACUCUGGCUGCUUGUCUCUGGCAAGGAGACUCGCCCUCCAGCCACUCUGGCGGAGGAGCAAGCCAAGUGGGAUCAGAAGCAGGACAAGGCUGCAGGAGAACUGUUUCUACACUGUUCUGCAGACCAGAGGCUGCACUUUGAGGAUGUUCAGGACAACCCUGUCAAGAUCUGGACCACCCUCGAGUCUACCCACAUCCAGCAGCUUCCCGCUAUGCAUUUCAAUGCCUGGGACGACUUCUUCACCAUCAGGAAGCUGGGUCCAAUGCCUCGCCCACUUCCUCCUCCAGUGUCACUGCAGCUGCAAACAUGUCCUCCACUGUCCAGAAUGUGA